UUUGCUAGGCGCUUUCUCUGGACUUCAGCACGCAGACAACACGGUCUAUAUCUGUAUAGCACCCACAGCGCGCUGAAGAUCGCAAAAAACUUUUCGGCAACUUUUUGAUUGUCCCGUCAUUGUUGGAAUUUAAGUAAAAGUGGAUGCAAGUUUUUUGAAGAGCAUUUUUAAUCGUGUUGCUGUUGUUUUUAGUUGGUGUACUCACUUGUGAAACAUUUUAUUUUAAUCCAAUGUUUUGUUGCAUGCUUUAUGUUUUGGAAGAGUCUGGAACUCUUACACUUUGAAGACUAGAAGAAAAGCCACUUUCUGAAGGGGAUAUCUUUUAAACUUUCCCCCUAACCAUUUUUGGUACUUAAACACUUUCACUGGUGGCCAAAGAACUGUUGUGAAUGAAGACAGCUUUGCGCGAACUUUUAGAGCCAGCGAAGUGCAAGGAAAUCAGCGCGUUUCUCCAUGCGGACACUCAACGUGGGAGUUGAAACUCAGUACUAGCUUUACAACUGAGUGCCCAUUUUAUUUUAAAUUUUAAAACGCGAGUUUAAAACAACUUUUUUUAACGCCGCAAUGAAGACAAUGUUAGUAUUUUCUACGCUAUGCACAUUGGUCUUGCUUUUUGUUUCGGCGAAAGCAGAGUCGAAGUCGAAAAACUGCAAUGAAGUGAAGGCUGCAUACAGAUCCAAGGGCUUCAACGCCAAUGAUGUUCCUAACAAAGGGAUACAUGGAGCUCCGCUGAAGGUGUGUCCCCGGGGAGUGUCCUGCUGCACCCUGGAGAUGGAGGAGAAGCUGAGUCAGCAGAGCCACUCAGACCUGAAGGCCCCAGUCUCCCACCUCAGCAACAACCUCCAGACCACCUUCAAACAGAGACACAACCACUUUGACCAGUUUUUCCGGGAAUUGCUGGACAACGCCGAGCGUUCUCUGAACGGCAUGUUCGUCCGCACGUACGGCCUGAUGUACGUCCAGAACGCAGAGCUCUUCAAGAACUUCUUCCAGGCGCUGAAGCGCUACUACGUGACCGGGAGCAGCGCCGUCAACCUGGACGCCAUGCUCUCGGACUUCUGGGCCGACCUCCUGGAACGCAUGUUCCGAUUGGUCAACGUGCAGUACGAGUUCAGCGACUCGUACAUGGAGUGUGUCAGCCAGCACACCGACCAGCUGCAGCCGUUCGGAGACGUGCCACGCAAGCUCCGCCUCCAACUGACCCGGGCCUUCGUGGCGGCACGCACCUUCACGCGCGGCCUGUUGCUCAUGCCCGAGGUGGUCAACAAAGUCUCCACGGUGAGUGCCUCCCCCAGCUGUGUGCGAGCAGCCAUGAAGAUGUUGUACUGUCCAUACUGCUCCGGCCAGGUGGCCCUGAAGCCGUGUCAGAACUACUGUCUCAACGUGAUGCGGGGGUGCCUGGCCAACCAGGCGGACCUCGACACCGAGUGGAACAACUUCCUGGAUGCCAUGCUCAGCCUUGCUGACAGACUGGAGGGGCCCUUUAACUUUGAGUCUGUCAUGGACCCCAUCGACGUGAAGAUCUCAGAAGCCAUUAUGAACAUGCAAGAAAACAGCAUGCAAGUUUCACAAAAGGUCUUCCAGGGGUGCGGCCAGCCCAAAUCCAGCAUGGCCUUCCGUAGCCGGCGCUCUGUCAAGGAAACAGGCUUCACCGGACGCUUCCGUCCCUACAGUCCCGACGCCAGGCCCACCACUGCCGCAGGGACCAGCCUGGACAGACUGGUAACGGACGUGAAGAAGAAGUUGAAGCAUGCUAAGAAGUUCUGGUCCACGCUCCCAGACACUGUGUGUGUCGGGGAGAGGAUCACCCUCGGUGACGACUGUUGGAACGGAACCGCUAAGAGCAGAUACGAGUCUGUCGUCAUGGGUAAUGGAUUGGCCAAUCAGGUGUCUAACCCUGAUGUGGAGGUGGACAUCACAAAGCCAGACAUUGUGAUUCGCACCCAGAUUGCUUUGUUGAAGGAAAUGACCAGCUGGCUCAAGGCUGCUCACAGUGGCAAUGACAUCUCCAUUGACAAUGAUGAGGAUGCGAGCGGAGGAGGAGAGGAAAGCGGUAGUGGCUGUGACUCCCCGUCCUGCGAGGCUGACCGGGACAUCUACUUCUCGACUCCGCCUAACCCAGUCAAGCCCCGCGUGGUCCCCGUAGUCAACGUGCAGCCAGAAGCCCCCGCCAGCGUCGCCACGGCACCCAGCAGCAUGGCCCUGUUGGUGUUUGCCCUGGCCGUGCUCGCCCCCCUCUGGAGAUAAAACUGACCAGCGAGGGGGAAAAGAGAGAGUCAAAAAGAAAGAAAAGUGAGACAGACGGAGAGAAAGGGGAAAACUGUCAGAGAGACAUUAAAUAAGACUGCCUUCAGGACCUCGGUCUGUUUGCCAUCGGGGGGGGGGGGAAGACUCUUGAGUUAUUAAUAUUAUAAUAACUUCACUUUAAAAAUGUUUGUUUGUUUAUAAAAAUGGACAUCAGUGUACAGCGAUACAAUAUUCUUCCAAAAUGUUUUUUUGCUCAUAUUAUCCCGAUUUAAGUUCCACACAUCAGUUCUAGGGAGUCCCCUUGUCACACCACAUGAGCAUUAUAUCCCACUAUUCAUAGUUUAAUUGCUACCCUUAAAUGGUUGUUAUUCCGAUUUAUUUGAAAAGGAAGCAGUGCGCGGUUCGUAUGAAUGUAUUGAGUACCUGUGUUUGUGUCUGUGUCUCUCUGUGUAGCGUGUGUGCGUGUGUGUGCUUUUCUGAAUCUAUUCACCAAUGCGUUUCCCUUAUGAGAUCAACUAAGGAAUGAUGUAGCAUGUACUCAUGUUUUGUUGUGCAUGUUUGUGUGUGUGCUUGCGCUUCCUUUUUAGACAUUGGCCAUAUGUUUGGGCUGGUCAGGGAUGGGGAAACAAAUACCUGACAGGAGCAAAACGACAUGUCUUGAAGCUCUGGACCGGUUUUCAGAGCAAGACAGAACAUAAAUCAGGUUGCUCUGUGAAAAAUACAAUGAAUGAAGCUCCAGGGCUAACAUUGACAUGGUUUGGAAGGAGGAGAGCCUGGUUGGUGAGGGUUUAGUGCUCUCUGCAUGCCCAUGCUGUGCAUACAAUUCAGUAUGUAUGAGUAAGGAAGUGAGGAGUAUCACAUCCCAGGCGUCCGACCUGUAUUUACACUCAACUGGUUCACUGAGUUCAUACCUCAUGUGUGUUUUUUUAGUCCUUUUUAAACUAGCAGUGUUGAAAUUGAAAGUGUCUGAUGGAGUUGGAAAGGUGGGGGGAAAGUCCCAACGUAGAGAACAGCGAGAGAGGAGGGACUCCCCUGUCAUGACCCCUAAAGAAGGCGAAGUUAACACUUGCCAGGCCUGGAUCCCUGAGUCACAGUCAGUCUGAUAGGUUGAGCUCAGAGCAGACUGUACAGUCUUGCGUGUUUGAUAAAGGAGUGGCCUUGACAGGGAGGGGCUUGCAUGUCCAAAAUGUUUGAGAUGAAUCAGAAAAGAGAGAAACAAAAGGCAACUCUGAUUCAAAUCGGAGAAGAGUGAAACGUGGAUGGUAUAAAAGAAAAUUGUAACAGGGUUUUAUGUGGAGGAUGUGGUCUAAUUGUUAGUCAUUGUUGGAUAUAAAUAUAUAUAUUCGGUACUACAGUGAAUUUUACAGCUAAUUUUAGGAACUGGUGGGAGAGGUCUGUGUACAGAACAGAUGAGCUUUUGGGGCAUUUCUUUGUCCCACAUAGACAUUUACCUCUUUACUCUGAUUGAUUGACAUGUCUUUUUGAGAUGUGUUGACUUACAAAGUCUGUCAACCAAGGUCCCUUCUCACAUCCAAUUGUUUCAAAUUCUUUGUUUUCAUAGCAUAUAAAUUUGAUACCAUCCUGUCUGAUGUGUACAAUGAAACAUUGGUAUGCUUUUGGCUACUUCUCAUUGUAAGAAAAGAACAUAGUUAAAUGUGGCAGGAAAUGUCAGAUCGUCUCUAACGUCAGUUGAGAUGUCUAGGUGUUCCAAGGUGGUGUCACUGAGUUUCUUUUAUCGGAUGACUUGACAAGCACAACAGUUUCUUGUGGUCCAGAAAGUCAUGGAUAUUUUAUUUUUCACAUUACCCUCCAGUUGCUCUUGUACAGUAAAUUAUGUAAUUGCAUGUUUAUUUUAAAGCAUUUACAAACAUGGUUCUAGAAAUGACAAAAAUAUCUGAAAAACACAGUAUUCAGAAUGUAUUGAUAUGCAUAUUUGUAGAUGAAAAGAUAUUAAUAAUUUUUACAAAUUAACAGAAAUAUUUGUAUGGAUAUCAGAUUACCUGUUUUACAUAUGAAUUCUGUAAAAGAAACAGAUUAUCUUAUCUGCAGUUUUUUCGGAACCAUAUUGGCUGAUUGUAUGGUAUGUAUGGUGAUGUCUGGACAGGGCUGAUUUCUUUAGACAUUUUGUGCCUCUUCUUUAGUUCCUCCUUGUGCCAGAAGCAUCUUUGACUUCAUUUAUAUUGUACAUUUAAAGACAGCUUUAACCCCUAAUGACAUAAUGCCCCCUAGAGUUAUGAUUGGCCAGUCAAGAGGGCUCAAAAGGAUCUAGGACAUAAGAGAUUACGCCAUGAAAGGGACCUCAUACAUACCUAUGCCCACACAAAAUAUCUAUGCUGUCAUUUGACAACUCACAUGGCUUUACUUCUUGUCCUACUUUUGUUGAGUUCUGAGACCUAUUACAUCAUCUUGUUAUAUAUUUUUUCAAACGGUUGUGCUUGUUUGUGUCAUUAGGGGGAACUUAUGGGGUAUCUGUUAUCAGACUCAUUUUUCAAACCUAACCAAUUUGUGUGCGUGGGGGUGGGGGGUGGGGUGGGGGCAAGGAUGGUAAAUGUCAGUGCUUGAGGGUCAAGGCAGCAGCCUUUUCCAACCAACAGCUCUGCUGGCCAGGCAGGAUUUUCCUUUUUAUUUGAUCUUUAACAGGACAGCCAUAUCGUGAGAGCUGCCAUCCUGUAGGUUUUUGCUCCUUGCCCAGUACUACUAACCUGAUCCAUCUUAUCAACCAGCUUCUUAUUAUAACUAGAUAUGUUACAUUAAGGUUGGAGCAGAAACCUAAAGCAUGGUAACUCUCCAGGAAUGUGGUUGGGCAGGCCUGAUCAAUAAUAUGGAGCACCUUUAGUUCUGGGAAAGAAAAAUACAGAUGAAGUUGGUGGGCAAGAUACUCCUUCAUCUGACUCUGGUACUCAGAACGCCUCUUGCCAGAGAAAAAGAGACUGAAAAACAAUAAAACAAAAUGUGUAAAUAUUUGAGCUGCCGUUUUAGAAGUCUCUGAAAGAGGCCAUAACAAUCCAUACAAUUUUUACUCGGAGAAUCUCCUAAAUGUUAUGAUAAAAACAAGAAUGACAUAGAAGAUCAAUUGUAAAAGAAAGGUAUAUUAAACAACAUUUCCUGGUCUUGUUCAAAUAAAGACUGCCAAUAUUUAAA
Molecule: messenger RNA, 5388 nt
Organism: Osmerus eperlanus (European smelt)
Lineage: Eukaryota; Metazoa; Chordata; Actinopteri; Osmeriformes; Osmeridae
Gene: gpc4
Product: glypican 4
Exons: 9
Coding region: 565-2247 (560 amino acids)
Biological process (GO): regulation of signal transduction; regulation of protein localization to membrane; cell migration
Cellular component (GO): cell surface; synapse; plasma membrane
Source: RefSeq, a predicted model, not a curated record